Molossus molossus (Pallas's mastiff bat) is the source of this 2516-nucleotide messenger RNA. RefSeq names its product N-acetylated alpha-linked acidic dipeptidase like 2 (gene NAALADL2). The record is from RefSeq and is a predicted model, not a curated record. NCBI's taxonomy places the organism in Eukaryota, Metazoa, Chordata, Mammalia, Chiroptera, Molossidae. Bases 129 to 2516 code for a protein of 795 amino acids. The transcript has 14 exons.
UUAUUCACAGAAGAAAGCAGGUAGUAUACUGUUACAAUACUACAGUAGAAAGUCAGAAGGUCACCGAGCUAGCAAGGUAACUGACACAACUUGAAACUGUUUGGCCCCCUUUAAAAAGAAAUUAUAAAAUGGGAGAAAAUGAAGCAAGUUUACCUAACACAUCCUUGCAAGGUAAAAAGAUGGCCUAUCAGAAAGUUAGUGCAGAUCAAAAAGCUCCGGGACAUUCCCAGUACUUAGACAACGAUGAUCUUCAAGCCACUGCCCUUGACUUAGAGUGGGACAUGGAAAAGGAACUGGAGGAGCCUGGUUUUGACCAGUUCCAACUAGACAGUGCUGAGAGUCAGAACCUGGAGAACUCAGAGACUGCGGACCUCAACCUUGAUUCCAUUCAACCAGCGACGUCACCCAAAGGCAGGUUUCAGCGACUUCAAGAGGAAUCUGACUUUGCCCCCCGCUACGCGAGAUCUGCACCCAGGAGCAACCACUGCAGCUUUUGCCGCCUUUUAAAAAUACUUUGUACAGCCACCAUUUUAUUUAUUUUUGGAAUUUUGAUAGGCUAUUAUGCACAUAAAAAUUGCCCUUCAAAUGCUACACCUUCAGGAACACUUGAUCACCAGUUAUACCAAGAGAUUCUCGAGACAAUCCAAGCAGAAGAUAUUAAGAAGACUUUCAGACAUUUGGUACAGCUGUACAAAGGUGAAGAUGACACCGAGAUUUCCAAGACGAUUAGGACUCAGUGGACCUCGCUGGGCCUAGAAGAUGUACAGUUUGUAAAUUACUCCGUGCUGCUUGACCUGCCGGGCGCUUCUCCCAGCUCUGUGACUCUGAGCAGCAGCGGCCAAUGCUUUCAUCCCAAUGGCCAGCCUUGCAGUGAAGACGCCAGGACUCGCAGCCGCCAAGACCUGCUCUACGCAUACGCGGCCUAUUCUGCCAAAGGAACUCUCGAGGCUGAAGUCAUUGAUGUGAGUUAUGGAACUGCAGAUGACUUAAAGAGGAUUAAAACUAUGAAAAACAUAACAAACCAGAUUGCACUCCUGAAAUUAGGAAAAUUGCCACUACUUUAUAAGCUUUCCUUACUGGAAAAGGCUGGAUUUGGAGGUGUCCUUCUAUAUAUUGAUCCUUGUGAUUUACCAAAGACUGCAAAUCUUGGCUAUGAUACCUUCAUGGUGUCGCUGAAUCCAGGAGGAGACCCUUCUACGCCUGGUUAUCCAAGUGUCGAUGGGAGCUUCAGGCAAAACCGAUCAAACCUCACCUCUCUGCUGGUACAGCCGAUCUCAGCCGCGCUCGCUGCAAAACUCACCUCUUCGUCCAGAGAGGGGACCAAAAACGGAGUCUGUAGCCCUCUAGAACUCCCACUUACCGAAGAAAGGAUUGUCAACAUGCAAGUCCAGACAGUCACAACAUUCAAAACGGUUACUAACGUUGUUGGCUAUUUAAAGGGCUUGACUUCUCCAGACCGGUAUGUGGUCGUUGGCAGCCGCCAUCACACUGCGUCCGGUUACAGUGGACAGGAAUGGGCCAGUAGCACUGCCGUCAUCACAGCUUUCAUCCAGGCCUUGAUGCUAAGAGCGAAGAGAGGGUGGAGACCAGACCGAAGUAUUGUUUUCUGUUCCUGGGGAGGAACAGUGUUUGGCAAUAUUGGCUCAUAUGAAUGGGGAGAGGAUUCCAAGAAGGUUCUGCAGAGAAAUGUUGUAGCUUAUGUUAGUCUCCAUAGUCCCAUAAGGGGUAACUCAAGUCUAUAUUCUGUAGCUUCACCAUCUCUUCAGCAACUGGUAGCAGAGAAAAAUAAUCUCAACUGUUCCAGAAGAGCUCAGUGCCCAGAAACCAAUGUCAGUUCGGUGCAGAUACAAGGUGAUGCGAAUUACUUCGUCAACCAGCUUGGCGUUCCCACUGUGCAGUUCGCCUAUGAGGACAUCAAGGCAUUACAGGGUCCAAGUUUUCUCUCGGAGGCCGUUUUCCCUAAAGGUGCAACAGAAAUUGAAGAAACAGAUCCUGUUUUCAAAUUUCAUGAGACCAUCGCCAAGCUCUCAGGAGAAGUGAUUUUACAAAUUGCCAACGAACCAGUUCUGCCUUUUAAUGCUCUUGAUAUAGCUUUAGAAGUUCAAAACAGCCUUAAAAGUGAUCCACCCAGCACUCCCCGCCUGCUAGCCCUGGCCUCCCAGCUGAGAGAAAGCGCUGAGCUCCUUCAGUCAGACGCCAUGCGUCCUGCCAACGACCCCAGGGAGCGCGCCCCGGCCCGUGUCCGGAUGCUGAACGACAUCCUCCAGGACCUGGAGAAGAGCUUCCUGGUCCCGCACGCGCCGCCGGGCUUUUACAGAAACAUCCUGUACCACCUUGACGAGAAGACGAGCCAGUUUUCAAUACUCCUGGAGGCCUGGGAGAGCUGCAAGUCACUUGCUUCCAAUGAGACCUUUCAGGAAGCCCUGUCCAAGGUGCUGCACAGCAUUCAUUCAGCUCAGGUUCACUUCCAAGCAGGACUUGAUGUGUUCGACAGUGUCUCGAAUGGAAAGAACUGA